Molecule: messenger RNA, 2389 nt
Organism: Rhincodon typus (whale shark)
Lineage: Eukaryota; Metazoa; Chordata; Chondrichthyes; Orectolobiformes; Rhincodontidae
Product: regulator of G protein signaling 17
Exons: 5
Coding region: 120-815 (231 amino acids)
Source: RefSeq, a predicted model, not a curated record
GCCGGAGCCGGAGCCGCCAGCGGCUGCGGGGCUGAUGUGGGCGGACGAUCGGGAGCCGGAGCCGCGGUCCCCGAGCAGCGCAGCGCUCGCAACACCGGGAGCAGCAGGCAGCCCAGUGUAUGGGAUCCGAAGGAACAGAUAUGGGGAAGAGAGCAGAAACGAGCAGCGAAGGAGAUGGCACUGACCCACAAGCAUCGCCCAAACAGCGGCCAAACACAUGCUGCUUCUGCUGGUGUUGCUGUUGCAGUUGUCCCUGUCUCUCUGCUAGGAAAGAAGAGCGAGAGGAGACAGCAGGAAGACCCACUGAAGAAACGAAGAUGGAGACCACUGUGGAGACCAUUGAAUCUAAUGAAGAGAGCAAUCCUCUGCCAUCACUGGAGGAGAUCACAUCCUGGACACAGGGUUUUGACAAGGUGAUGAGGACUGAAGCGGGCAGGAACAUUUUCCGUGAGUUCCUGAGGACAGAGUACAGCGAGGAGAACAUGCUCUUUUGGCUGGCAUGUGAAGACUUCAAAAAGGAAAAGAAUUCAAAGGUAGUUGCAGAAAGAGCAAGGACAAUAUAUGAAGACUACAUUUCAAUUCUGUCUCCAAGAGAGGUGAGUCUUGACUCUCGUGUGCGAGAAAUAGUCAACAGGAACUUGCUGAAUCCAUGCCCUCUUAUGUUUGAGGAUGCCCAGCUACAGAUAUACAGCCUAAUGCACAGGGACUCCUUCCCCAGGUUCUUGAACUCUGAGAUAUACAAGUCACUCAUUGAAAGGCCUAAGACAUCCCCUGACACCAGCCCCAGUGCUGAAAGCAAAGCUCGGACCUCCUGAAAGCACAAGGAAAUGGAACAGUGGAAUUUGGAAACAGUUGCACACUUACAUUUGUAUAGCACACUCCUAUAUUUGCACAACUUCUAUCACAUACAUGCUAACAAGAUGCUAUUUGGAACAUACAGAUACAAUCAUUACAUGUGUACAUCUACAUAGUCACAUUAACAUGAGAGCAAGUAUACACAGUUAUACACACAUGGACCUAUGCAUACAUUCACAAACAUACCUUUGUGCAUUCAUGAAAGCACAUUCAUUCCUGCAUACAUGUAUACAUUCUCAAACAUUUGCACCUACAGGUGCUGACACCUUGUAUUAAGACACUAUCCACUUGUGUACACACUCCAACACUCUCACACACACACACUCACACACACACACACACACACACACACACACAUGUGUGGAAAUAAUAAUGAUUAAAGCAGUGUAAAGCUCUAUAGCUUGCUUGCUGGAGAUCCCUGUUUAGCUUUACUCAGGCUGUGGUGACUAACUGAAUAUCAAGUUCACCUUUAAAGAAAGUAUAUACAUAUAAAAUCAUCGGAAUAAAGGUUUUGCUCACUGCCUCAGUUACAAACACAAAGACAAAAGCCAAGAAUGUUUGUUUUUUUUUUAAGAAAAGAUGUUUUGUUAUUUGCCAAGGUUUGAUUUUUGUUCCCUGUAGCAGCAACAUACCAAGUUGGUCACUAGUAGAGUAGGUAACCAGCUGCCUGCAGCAUCCCCAAACAUUGAUCAGAGAGAGCAAACACUACCUUGGAGAGGUUUGGAGGGACAGGGGCUUCAAGUGCUCCCAAGGAACAUUUGCCUGAUCAGAGUGCAGAACAUGCAGCAGUGUGACACUGUUCUUCAAAGAGCACUGGGGCCUCCUGAGGUAGCUGUAAGCAAGUUUAGAAAUGCUAGUCUUUCUUUCUUCAUGGCAGGAUACUGGCAGCAGGAUUUUAUGAAAUGUAAUAAGCACAAAAAAUUAAAAGGCACAAUUUUUUAGGGGGAAGGGGUUGCAAGUUACCAGUGUCAGUAAUUCUGAUCAUUUUGAGAGAUACAGGAACAUAUUUAUUUAUCUUGAUAGAGACUGCAAUUAUUUAAUGUGUGUGUGUGAGCGUGUGUGAAUAAAAGCUCGGGGAUCUCUGUUAUCUUUUUUUCUGUGGUCAGUGAAUGUUUGCAUCUCUCUGAUUUAACUUUAUCUAUCAUCUUAAAACAGCCUGAAAUCUGGUUUGUUUCAGUGUGAAUCGUGACUUUGCUUGUGGCAGCUGACAGGUGUAGGCAGGGUGAAACUCAUGGCUUAAGGUCCUCAGAAACUACAGCAGGGGUCUCCAAACCCAAAGCAGAUUCUCCUGAUAAAGUGGGGCCAUGUCCACAGCAAGAUGUAGUGAGGGCAGAGGAGGUGGAAUAAGCUACACUGUGCAACUUCAGUGAUUUAUAGCGAGCAAUGUAGCAUAAUUGGAAGUGGAAAUUUGCCCAGUCUACACCAUUCUGCUCAGGAUAUGUGCUGCAUUAAAAUCCUGCCCGUAUUUAAAAUGGGUUGCUGAGAGAUGUCACAAGGUGAUGUAUUAAAUUGCCAGCAGAGGUUUCUAGGUUAA